AUGGCUACCCCCGCCGCGGGCAAAAAACCGCAGAUUACCACACUGGAACCGGAGAGCGAACGCACGCAGGAAAUUCCACAAAAUGCGAGGAAAGGCGGCUUGGUAGGGCUUGUCCUGGGAAGGAACUCCAUUGCCACGACCUUCCUCAAAAGUUUCAAACCGUUGACAGACUUCCUCCAAUCGUGGGGUAUUCUCAUAAUCCACUUGAUCUUCGUUUCUCUUCUCGCAACCUGCAUUCUUGUUUGGGUUUCAGGCCUGCGGGUGAAUGCAGGCAAUAACCGUUCAACAACAAGUCGGCAGGUGUAUAUCUUCGGGGAUGAGAUCAACACUAAAGUACUGGCCACCUUUAACGUUAAAGACUGGAUCCUCCCCGGUGACAUCACGACCAUCGUCUCAACAGGCCUUGUUUUCAUCAAGCUCGCAACGGGAUCGUGGGCAGGAGUCGCAGCCUGGCGGUGUGCCUGCAUUAUGCUCGAAAAGCAGUCUCUUACCUUCGCAGAGAUCAAAUUCAUAGUAUCCUAUAAAAUGGGAAUUUUUCCGCGCGAAAAAUACUCUUGUACGACGCUCAUCAUACUGUUGCUUCUAGUACCUGCUCAGCUCUCUGGUCCCUUGGUUUCUGGUUCUAUCAGUUGGAAGCAAUCUAUCGGUUUCAUUCAUUCACCCAGUGUUCUCCAGGUGUUUCCAUCCUCGGGAGGGGACCCAAUAAUCUGGAGGGAAUAUAUUGAAGACGCAGACACACGCGAGGAGGUCAUGAGCGAGGCACUAUCCUUCUCGUGGUCACUGUAUCAUGAAACCCUAAUCAAUGAAAACAAUGCAUGCCGGAGACACAUCUCAGAUAAAACGUUGAGUGACAGUUCGACGGUGAAUAAUAUCACGAUACCUUGUUUGCGAUUCGAUUCGAUAGCGUGGGAGCAGAACCCUCCAUCCGAGCAAAUUAUGAGCACAUUCGCGAAUCCUUACCGUGGGGCCCUUCCAGAGCCAAAGGAGAAUCCCAUUACUCAUGCAACUACCGGUAAUGUUGGAAUGCUGGAUCUUCCCCAGUGGGAUGGGAAUGCAACGUAUCAGGGCUCCUACCCAACCCCUACGAUUUUCAACGAACCACGUCUAGUUGCUUUUCUCUAUGCAACUGUGCCCACCAACCAGACCUGCCCAACGAUGUACGUUGAACCACAAACCAGAACCAAAAGCGCUGUCUUCCAGCGGAACGGAAUAGUAAAAAACAGUUGCUAUACCUUUGCCAGAGUCAGCUUCACUGCGGGAACAACCUUAUCGCAGGCGAAAGUCAUUUCUCCGGGGGUCAUGCAAGGCAGUUAUCAUGCCAAUAUCGUUGCGAACGAGUUUACCAAAGAAGCAAUAUUCUUGAUGAAUGACGUGAUGCAUAGCAUGGCCUUGGGUGAUCCUGAUCAAAACGUAUCAAAUCACACAGAGGCCUUAAUUCUAGCCAUGCAGCGGGCGUAUGUGUCAUGCUGGAAUUCCUUGCAAUACAACUUUGGAGACAACAGCGGAACGAGAGCACGGAACGAUCUUCUAGGUGCCGGUGCGACGCAGAGAAUCGAUCUACUACAGGGAGUGGUGACCUACUGGAGGGUGUGGAUGUGGGUGGUACUCCAGUUGCUCGUAACGGUUUCGGGAAUUCUUUUGCGGUGUUUUGAGUCCCACUGGAAAGUUAGAAGUGAGGGUGUUCGGGAACAGAGCUUUGCAGCGGAUGCCUUGCUACUAGACACGACGGAGGUAUUUGCGGCGAAACGUGAGAGGAAGAGAGCGAGGAUUGCGAGGACCAAAAACCCGCCGGGACCACCGGAAGAUUUGCAGAAUUCACUUGGUAUUAAUACGCCAUUGCGUGUUCGCUUGGAGCCGAAGGAGCCGAAGGAGGGUAUCACAGUCCCGAAACAUGACAAACACCCGUACAUGUUGACUGUAUAUCCUCCUAAUCCACCAUCGGCUAGUGGUGCGGGGCCAGAAGUAGGUGUGGAAUGUGCAAAGUGUGGUCGGAAAUACUAG
Molecule: messenger RNA, 2001 nt
Organism: Morchella sextelata
Lineage: Eukaryota; Fungi; Ascomycota; Pezizomycetes; Pezizales; Morchellaceae
Exons: 1
Coding region: 1-2001 (666 amino acids)
Source: RefSeq, a predicted model, not a curated record